AUGAAAGAGUCGGACCAAACCAGAGACCUGAGCUGGGACCUGGACCAGACUGUGGACGUCCUCCGUCUGCGGGGACGUCUCUGUCUGGACGCUCUGGACUUCACUGACCUGUGGGACGAAGAGGACAGCGGCGAGGACGAGAGCGGCGCCACGGCCACGUGCGCCGCCUCCAGGGGGCUCUCCAGACUUCCCUCUCCCCCGCCGCCUCCUCCUCUGCCCCCUCCGCUCCCCGUCCCGUCCGCAGAUAAGACAAACACACUGAAGUUACACUGGAGGGCGCUGCAGAGCCUCCCCGUCCUGCCCAGACUCACGCGGUUUGGGGCGGAGACUAUAUGGGCGGGGCUAGAGCCGGUGCAGGUGGACGCCAACAGACUGGAGUACCUGUUCGAGAGCAAAGGGGGCGGGGCCAACUUCAGCCUCACCUGUGCACAGAAGAAGUCGUCGUGCGUCAGCGUUUUGGGCGUGAAACGUUCAAACAUCGUGACCAUCGCCCUGAGCAGUCUGCCCCCGCCCCACCUCCUGCCCCCCGCCAUCUACAGCAUGGACGACAGCGUCCUGGACCGCGAGGACAUCCAGCGUGUCCAGAGCCUCGUGCCCACAGAGGAGGAGGUGCGUGUGGUCAGAGAGGCCCGGAGCCUGACCCCCCUGCAGCCCCUGGCUCCGGCUGAGCUGUGCCUCCUCACUCUGGGGGAGGUGCCUCACCUCCGCACCAGGCUCCAGCUCUGGGCCUUCGCUCUCGACUACGACUCCAUGGAGAGAGAAAUCGCGGAGCCUCUUUUCCACCUGAAACUGGCCAUGGAGCAGCUCUCGGACAGCGCCACCUUCAGAUGGAUCCUGGCCACGGUCUUAGCCAUCGGGAACUUCCUCAACGGAUGCAAAGCGCGCGGCUUUGAGCUCAGUUAUUUGGGGAAACUGUCUCAGGUGCGAGACACUCACUCCCGACGGCCGCUCCUCCAUCACGUCUGCUCCCUGCUCCUCCAGAUUUACCCACAAUCCUCAGACUUCUACUCCGACAUCACCGCGGUGACCAGAGCCGGGAAGUGUGAUUACUCACUCGUCCAGUCCAACCUCCGUCAGCUGGAGGCCCAGUGCAAAGCAUCAUGGGAGCAGCUGAGGACGCUGGACAAGGAGGACGAGAAGAGGAGGAAGGAGCAGAGAGGAGAGAGGAGGAGGAGCCACGAGGAGCCGUCCUCACAUGGGACGAGACGGAGACUUCCCAGGUUCCUCAGAGACUGUGAGGACAGACUGGACGUGCUGCGAGCCGUGCACCGCAGGGUCAUCAACAGGUUUCACUCGUUCCUGUUGUUUUUGGGGUACUCUCCAUCCCUGAUCCGGGACACCCGACCUGAGGAUUUCUGCAAAACCAUCAGUGACUUCUCUUUAGAGUACAGAGCCAUGCACCAGACCAUCCUCCAGCAGAGAGAGAAGAAGGACGGAGAGAAGGACGGAGAGAAGGACGGAGAGAAGGACGGAGAGAAGGACAGAGAGAAGGACAGAGAGAAGGACGGAGAGAAGGACAGAGAGAAGGACCGAGGGAAAGACCGAGAGAAGGAGAGACAGAGAGGGGGGAGGGGAGGUACUCCAAAGGGCCAGAGGAGGAACCAUCUUAUGUCAACCACACAGGACUCUGAGGAGCACAGGACACUGGAGGACGUUCUACAAACUGCAGAGUCUUUGUCCCGACUGGACGUGACGCUCCCUCGGAACAGACGCCGGAAAAACGAAGGACACGGUGCAAAAUCACGAAAACUCAAGUGGUAUUGAUCUUUCUCGUUAUGUCUUUGGUUAAUCCUGCUGCAGAAGAAGUCACUUGUCCUGCUCUGUUCACUGC
Molecule: messenger RNA, 1831 nt
Organism: Periophthalmus magnuspinnatus
Lineage: Eukaryota; Metazoa; Chordata; Actinopteri; Gobiiformes; Gobiidae
Product: FH1/FH2 domain-containing protein 1
Exons: 11
Coding region: 1-1764 (587 amino acids)
Biological process (GO): cortical actin cytoskeleton organization; actin filament network formation
Cellular component (GO): cytoskeleton; cytoplasm
Molecular function (GO): actin filament binding
Source: RefSeq, a predicted model, not a curated record